Molecule: messenger RNA, 5492 nt
Organism: Manis pentadactyla (Chinese pangolin)
Lineage: Eukaryota; Metazoa; Chordata; Mammalia; Pholidota; Manidae
Gene: MBOAT4
Product: membrane bound O-acyltransferase domain containing 4
Exons: 3
Coding region: 1246-2748 (500 amino acids)
Biological process (GO): lipid modification; peptidyl-serine octanoylation
Cellular component (GO): endoplasmic reticulum membrane
Molecular function (GO): serine O-acyltransferase activity
Source: RefSeq, a predicted model, not a curated record
UGCAUAAUUUAUAGACUAUAGUAUAAACAUAACUUUUUAUAUGCACCAAGAAGCCAAAAAAUUCAUUUGACUCUAUUGCAGCGGUGUGGAACGCAGCAGGCAAUGUGUUCGAAGUAUGCCUGUCCACACAUGAAUUUUAAGGAAUUGGCUCGUGAUUACGAGGGCCGGCAUGUCUGAAAUUUGUAGAAGUGGAGCACAGGCUGGAAAUUCUAGGAAACAUUGAUGUUGCAGUCUUAAGUCCAAAAUCUGCAGGCUGGACACUCAAACAGUGUUACAAUCUUGAGGCAGGUUUGCUUCUUAAGGAAACCUCAGUCUUUGCCCUUAAGAGUGGAUUUGCAAAAAAACCUACAGCUUUGUACUCCAUCUUCUACAUACUUCAUCAUCACAAUUCUGCUGAGAUAGGUGUUAGUAUAUUUAAUUUUAAGAUGAAGGAGCCCAGUCUCAGAGAGAUGAAGUGAUUUGCUAAGAGUCCCCAGUGAGUAAGAGGCUUUCUUUAAGGUUAUCUGUUCUGUGCAGAGCUGUCUUUCAAUAUGAGGUAGUCCUUGCCCUUAAGAUGCUUUUGGAUCAGGCUAUACUCUCCCAUCCUUUAUUUAAGGCUGCUUGCUCUCACAUGUGCCUUCAGAGAGGAAAUAGCUGGUCAGGGACAGCACUGUCAUGUGCUAGGCUCAGUAGAUGGACUCCACCACCCAAGAGAUGGCCUGGUGUUCUUGCCUCUAGCCAGUGUCUCCUGAUUUCUUGUCUAUGCCCCAGAGAAAAGCUUCUCUUUAAACAUUCCUCUUCACACUUCUGCUUCCUUAAAACCUUUUAACUACCAGAUAUUUACUGAGUACAUAGCUUGGGCCCAGCACUGGUCUGUGUUCUGGGAGAUACAGCAAUAACCAUAGUAGAGCCCUUCCCUUGUAGAGCUCACGUUUGAGCACAGCGAUGGGCAGGAAAGCAGUGGGGAAAUAUAUCUAUAAGGGUGAUAGGUACUAUGAAAAGAAGAAAUCACAGGACAGUGGUGGUUGGAAGGGGGAAUCUUCUUACUCUGAGAAGAUGGGUCCCUUCUUUACACUCAUGUCCUGCUCUCCCUCCCCAGUCUGGAGAUGUAUCUGUCCUGCUGGAAAAUGAGAUUUUUCAUUGACUUAGUGAAGAAAGUAUGACAUUCAGGUGACUGGAAAGGUAAAUAAUGCAGUAUGUAAAGUAAACAAAACCAGUGCUUCUGAAAGCAGCGUUUCCCACACACUUAAGUAACAUAAUACCAAAAUGCGUUUGGGUUUCUAUAGUGCAGUUCCCUUUAUCAGGGAGCCAACUUUCAUCCUGCUUAUCUCUGGUGCUUUUGUUUGGCUUUUGCUCACCGAGGCCCUACAGAGCCAUAUAAAAAGACCUAAGAGAGCCUGGCUGAAGUUUCUCUUGCAGGAAGGCCCCGGUUCAGGACUCUGGAAAGGGUGGUCUCUUUUGUUCCAGUUCACAAUGGAUUGGCUUCAGUUUUUCUUCCUCCAUCCUGUAUCACUUUAUCAAGGGGCUGCUUUUCCUUUUGCACUUCUGUUUAAUUAUCUCUGCAUUAUGGAUUCAUUUUCCACCCAUGCCAGAUACUCCUUUCUCCUGGCUGGAGGAGGCGCCCUCGCCCUGGCUGCCAUGGGUCCCCUGGCCGUGCUUGUCUUCACCCCUGCCCUGUGCGCCGUGGUUCUGAUGCACAGCCUCAGCCCGCGGGAUGUGCACAGGUGGGCUUUCGUCUUUCAGAUGAGCUGGCAGACACUGUGUCACCUUGGUCUGCACUACACCGAGUAUUACCUGCAAGAACCUCCUUCCACGAGGUUCUGCAUCACUCUUUCUUCCCUCAUGCUCUUGACCCAGAGGGUCACAUCCCUUUCUCUGGACAUCUGUGAGGGGAGAGUGGAGGCAGCAUCAGGAGGCAUCAGGAGCGGCAGCAGCUCUUUGGCUGAGCAUCUGUGUAAGGUGCUGCCCUACUGCAGCUACUUGCUCUUUUUCCCUGGUCUCCUAGGAGGCCCUCUGUGUUCCUUCCAGAGAUUUCAAGCUCAUGUUCAAGGGUCCAGCAAUCUGUGUCCCAGGCACUCUCUCUGGGCUCUGAGCUGGAGGGGUCUGCAGAUUCUGGGGCUGGAGUGCCUGAAGGGGGUCAUGAGGGGGGUGCUGAGUGCAGGAGCAGGACUGACCGACUGCCGGCAACUCCAGUGCAUCCACGUCAUGUGGUGCACAGCCGGGCUCUUCAAACUCACCUACUACUCCCACUGGGUCCUGGAUGAUGCCCUCCUCAGGGCAGCAGGCUUUGGAUCCCCUGGAGAGGAGGGAUACAUCCCUGAUGCGGACAUCUGGACACUGGAAACAACUCACAGGAUAGCCCUGUUCACCAGGAAGUGGAACCAAAGCACAGCUCAGUGGCUCAGGCGCCUCAUAUUCCAGCGCAGUAGGGCCUGGCCACUGUUGCAGACAUUUGCCUUCUCUGCCUGGUGGCAUGGACUCCAUCCAGGGCAGGUAUUUGGUUUCCUCUGCUGGGCUCUGAUGGUGGAAGCUGACUAUCUGAUUCACACCUUUGCCAAUUUGUCGAUCAGAUCCUGGCCGACGCAGCUGCUCUACAGAGCUCUCACAUGGGCCCACACCCAGCUCAUCAUUGCCUAUAUAAUGCUGGCCGUGGAGGUCAGGAGCCUCUCCUCUCUCUGGCUGCUGUGUAACUCUUACAACAGUGCCUUUCCUGCGGUGUACUGUAUUUUGCUUUUUCUAUUAAUGAAGGGAAAGCAUAAAUUUAACUGACAUUUUUCCCCAGCCUUCAUCUACAUCCACGAAACAGUUUAUAAAGUGCCAGGUGGUACACUGGUGAUGCAUAUGUUCCAACUUUUCCAUAAUAAAAAGGUAUUUUUUAAAAUAUUGGAUGUACCUGAUGUCUUGUCAUAGAAUUUUGUGCAUCCACCUUAACCACCUAUUACAGUGGCACUGAGGAUCCAAAGAAGAAAAAGACAUGGUUUCCUCCCUUAGGGUUUACACCUUAGGUGUAGAAGCAAAGUUGAAAUGAAAUGACACAUAAAAACAUAAGGUACUGUGACCCAAAUGGCAAAUGGUACAUUCGCGGACAUCUAAAAAUGGAGUGUGCAUUUGGUCCAGCUGAUCCUGGAACAUGAGUUUAACAAGACAAAGACAACAGUGAAACAAAACUUAAAUCAUAUUAUCAUACUGGUUUGCUCCAGGAACUAGAGACUCAUAUGCUAUCCACAGUAACAUGAAGAAUUUGGCCUGAGAACAGAAAAGCGGGUAUUGUCUUGGCGAUGUUAAUAAACUGAAAAUGCAGCUAGGACUUGAUAACUGCUAUUGUUAAAUAUAAACCUGAUUCAUGAAAUAAUUCACAUGAAGAGACCAAUAGUUAAGUCAACACUGUUGCAGUAAAACAUUGAGGGUCUGGUUUCUUUUUCUUGGCAUAUCCAAAAUAACUCCCUCUACUUCUUCCUCUGAGGGGAUAUAAAGUGUAACGAGAGAAAGAUGGCAGGACCUCCAAGUGACAGUGAAGCAAUGUCAAUAACGAGCACUUUCCCAGUGUCUCUGCAGGCCACCCGGGCUCUUACAUAAUUACUAUUUUUGUUUAAAUCAGUUUUAACUCAGCUUACUUUCAAAACUGUGCCCUCUUUCUAAGCAAUGACAUUGAUGAAAAUUGUGUUUUUUAGUAUAUUUAUCAUAUUUCCUAGUACUCACUAAAAAAAUACAUAUGUGUUUAAAUGAAUAACGUUUAUUUGUGCACUGCUAAAAAUCAUCCACUUACCCCAGGAUUACACCCAUCCCACAACAGGAGGCACUGUAGUUUCUAAGCUUCCAGAACCAAUCAUUUUCAUCCUUCUCCAAAUAUAAAACGGCAAGUAAGCUUUUAAUCUUUAAAACCUGACAAAGAUAAUAGUAAGUUAGAAGGUAUGGAUCACUGAGAAAGUCCUGUCAGUAUCACUCACUAGCAUUCAGGCAAACAAGCAGCCCAGUCUUAGUGGACAGAACAUCACAAGAGCAGCGAGGGCCUGGAAGAGGGGGUGUGAAUCUGUGGUGGCCUUAACCAGCACUUCUCUGCUUUCCCUCACUGCACUCGACAGCCCCGAGGAGAUGGCAUUGACAAAUGGGGUUCCCAAGGCUGGAGACAGUCAAGGGGGAAACAGUGAAUAGCCAUGGGGGUGCUAAAGGACUCUUAAAACCACUACAAACCUAUCACCAAAAUGAUGACCCUCAGAAUCCACCCCCGAGACCAAGUGGGAUGGUGGUGGUAGGGGUGCUGUAAAUGGGGAGACAAGCUAAAUAAUCACUGCAGCAUUAGUAUAAAAGAAAAAGUUCCAACAUUAGGAGAAUGGUUAAGCAAAUUAUGAGGGAUUGUUACUUUUAAUAGUGUGCUUUAAAACUACUACUUUAUGAUAAUGAGAAAACUGUUAUAAUAGUAAUAAAAAAGGAAAAAACAGAAAAGUUUAAUGCAAGAAUAAAAUUAGCGAUUAUUCUUGAAAAUAGGCAAUUGCUUAUUUAACAGUGUGGAUGGUAAUUUAUAUCAAGCACAUUAGCACAUAACUGAAGCUAAUAAUGAAAAUCACAGGUUGGACAUCACUUUCCCCAGUGGAACUUGUGGGGGAGGGUGGGAGAGUACAUCGCGUGGUGCAGACACACUCACUACCAACCCGUCCUGACUCCACCUUGAGAACUGGUAAAGAGCAAAGAGGAACCAGACCUUCUGUGAAGGUAGAAAUGGAGCAGAAUUGAUGAGGAUAAGUAGAAGGAAAGGACUAUAAAUGAGAAAGGGGAGAAUGAAGAGAAAGGAGCCAAGUAGCAGGAAACACUAGACUCAAAGGAUUUAAAUCAGAAGUUAAAGUACAGGACAUGAGGUUUUGGGGCAGAAGGACAAUAAGAGUGUGAAGAAAAGAAGGGUGUGGUCUGUCUUGUAGGAGUUUACUUCCCCACCUCUUCAGGUCAGGCGUGGGUGUGCGGCUUGCUCUGGUCACCGAAAUGGGGGCAGAGGGGGUGUGUACCCCCAGGCGGAAGUUCUAAGAGCCAAUGUGUGCUCUCCAUGCUGUCUCCAAGAGCUUGUCGCGCUCCCAGUGGAGGGUGCUGUCAGCCCAGGCUCGAGCGAGUGGGCUGGGAGCACAGGCACGGCCCGUCUGCCACACACACGUGGUGAGCGAGAAACGAAGCUUUGUUGUUCUGUGUCCUGAGAUUUGGGCAUCCUUUGCUACUGCAGCACACCUGAGCCUAUCCUGACUGGUACCAGAAGCUCUUCUAACACAUUCUGAUGGUUACUUGUAAUCGGCCUAGACAGAGAUCAAAAUCCAUUUUCUUUGUGAAGCAUUCUGUCCUCCCUUCUGCUGUCGCACACUUCUACUCACCCAGCCACUCUGUAGACAGAAUACAGUGGAGAUCUCUGAGACGCUUUUGUCUGUUCUCACUAUACCUUCCACUUCAUUUACUUUGUAGGCCUGGUGCCUGGUUCCAGCAGUCUGUAGAAUUAAUAAAUGCCCAUGUGGACUCUGCAGUGUUCCAGGUGGGAA